AUGGAUGAGGCUCUGCUCGCGAAACCCGUCGUCGCAUCCGCGCCGACCGCAUCCCAGGAGGCUGCCCCCAGAACGAGUCUUCACCUCGGUGUCGCGAUACCGGGCAAUUUCGCGAAAUCGAAGCAGCGCACAAUCACCAUGUCCACCAACGUCCUCGCGCGCGGCACCCGGUCAUCGUACAUGCAGAAGACUGUAUCAAUUGAGCAAUCAUAA
Anthostomella pinea is the source of this 213-nucleotide messenger RNA. The record is from the annotation of a GenBank genome assembly. NCBI's taxonomy places the organism in Eukaryota, Fungi, Ascomycota, Sordariomycetes, Xylariales, Xylariaceae.